UUAUAAGUUAUUAGCAGUGUUUAUUGAUAACCAAGCCACUAUUUACAAAUUAUGGUACCAUGUAUAUUUGGAAUCUUGAAAAACUUCAACUACAUUUCAUAUUCGCUAUGUUCAAUGAUGUGCCACUUCUUCAUAGCCAUCGGGCAAGGCAUUGACAUGGGGAUUAUGAAACAACGACCUCUUACCAUCCCCCCAAGGGAAUCGCUGGAAAUAAAGAAACAACAGUAAUACAAGCAAUAAUUUGGGACCAACAGAAAUAAAGAAAUUAAAAAUUGUAACCUUGGUUCUAAUUCGAAGAUGUUCAUAUGGCACAAAUUCUGGUUGCUCAUGUGACUCUUCUUGAUGUUUUAAGUAAGCAUUUAACAUGCAAAUUCCAACACCAGGAAGGGCAACGAAAAAUGAUAAACUCUUCCACAAUUUAACUCCUCCUCCUCCAUGUCCUCCUGCUGUGGCUGCUGUUCCUGAGUAAGUGGACGAUUGCCUUCUAGCUACAUUAAAAGCCCUUCGCAACACCAAACUUCCGAAGUUCGCCAUUUUCUCCGAGAUCCACUUUUAUCUUCGACAACGUUCGCCUUUGCCUGGAGAGGGAGACAGGGGAGAACUUUCCGAAUAGAGAAGACCAAAGAGAUUAUAGAGGAAGAAACUGAGCAUCAGGCAAAGAGUAUCUAGUUAUUGAAAUACUCGGAUCAACGCCGCCUAGUCUCUGCGCCUAGUAGGCGGUGCCUGGCGCCUACAGAAUUGGCGAUGUUGCUCGGUUCAUGAAGGGUCAUGGACUAAACAGUACUGAAUGUACGAUGUUAAAUGUAUUACUGCAAUCUAUUGGAAAUCAAAAAUACUAUUUUUUUAAUACUCAGGCAUUUUUAAGCUUAAUUGGAAAAAUUUUCAAAACGUUGGCAUGACUUGCAGGUAACUUGAACGUACUAUGUCUCACGGUCGUGAAUCCGCCAACUUUUCGUACAUGGACGGAGUACCAGUGAAAAUCGGGGAGAAAUAUAAACCUCCUAGAAAAGUGACAUUACCUCUUGGGUUCCAGCAUCGUUUAUCUUAUGAAACGGCAUCAGAGGAGUAUGACUUCAGACUUGAAAGGAGUGUGCUGGAAAAAAUGGGUGAAUGGCGCUCUCUUCGAAAAGCUGAAGCAGACAAUCGGAAAGAAAGAAUAAAAGCCCAUGAAGAUGCAUGGCAAAAAAAAUUGUGUGAAAAUGUACAGAAGUUUUCUAUUAGAUCUACCACUGGAAAAUUUGAAAAUGUUCCUCCUGAGAAUUCUGGUGCAUCCAGUAUAUCCCAUUCAGAUCCCAGAGUGAGUUCUACUAUACCAUCUUGCCUUACCUAUCCCGAAUCUGGUCCAUCACACAGUAUUUCGUAUACCAGUGCUUCAUUGUCUCCCACUCCGAACGAAACCUUUUCUAAUAUCGAAGUUCCGUCUGGCCCAACUAAUGUACAAUCAAUUCAGACAACACCGCCUCACCAUAAUGUGCAAUAUCCCCAUCGUGCUUCAAUUCUUACUCCUGUUCCUUUCAGUCAGAAUUCAAAUAGUAUUAACUCAACCAAGUCAUCAUCUCAAUUUAAUUUCUCUGAUUUUGAAGCUGAUACUUCAAGUCCCUUUGAUAAUAUGGAACUGAAGACAAUAAAUGAAAUGGAAGAAUUAGCUCAUGUUCUUCAACCAAUAUCAAACUCUCCUGAUAGUAAAGAAAAUUCUAAGAAAGCAGAUGUAGAUAUAUCAAACAGUUUUCCUUCAACUACUUCAUCAUAUAGUGCUAAUCAAAAUACUGCACAUUAUAAUACAAUUGCUGCUAAACCCACUAAAGAUAACAUGAUGCUAACUCAUAUUAAUGGAUUGACUGGGUACAGUUCCUAUAGUACAACACCUAGAACAAAGGGAAGAGAGGUUAGGGGUGAAAAUUACGUAAAUGCUGAACAUAAUGUGUAUGAUUCUUCAACAAAGGUACCAAUGGAACUGACAAACAUGUUUGGUUAUUAUCCUCAUCAAACAUGGAAUUCAAGUGUUAAUGUUGGGCGUCCUAGUGUGUAUCACACAAUGGGGAAUAGGGAAACAGAGGCAAAUGUCGCAUCUAACAUUACCUCAGCGGGUGACAGUUUGUCAGAUGAGAGAGUAGGUUUUACUGAAGCUGAACCAGGAACUGGUCUGAACUCGACUGUUUCUUUUCCGUCCACUGAACACCAGCAUUCCAGUCAAGAUGAUCAGCCACCAUCAGGCCGCACUUUGUCAAAAAGUGUCCCUGAUAUAGUACAAGAAUUAGAGAAGGAGUUGGCAGUGAAACGAGUGGCUGAAAAGAAUGCUGUUUCCAAUAGAAUGAGCCAUACCCCUCCCCCACGACCAAACAGCUUUGGAUCAACAGGUUUGGAGGAUUGGAAACCGUGGCCUGAUUUAGAUAGCCCUGAACCCACACAUUCAAAGCAAAAGAGAUCUCCUGCAAAACAAGCUCAGAAAGAUAGUGAUAUGCCAAAUCCAUUACAUGAACUUCCAGUGAAAAGUCAACAACUUGUAAAGCACAUCAGUGAAAUGGGCUUCGCUCUUCCUCGAGUGGCACGGGCAUGCCAGUUGUUUGGUGAAGAUGAUAAAAAGGUUAUAGAAUUUCUUCUGCAGAUACAAGCCCUGGAAGAAAAAAAAUGGCCUGGUGAUUUAGCAGAAAAAGCUUUAGUUACGAAUAAACACAAUAUCGCAGAGGCUGUUAGAUUUUUGGAAGCCUUGACUCAACUCUUAGAUUUGGGUUUCCCAGAAGACAAAGUCUCAGAAGCACUGGUGAUGUUUCACAAUGAUAGAGAUAAAGCUUUGGACCAUUUAAUAUCAUAAUUAUUUACUGAAAUAUUCUCAUCGACCAAAGGAUGUUUGAAUCAAUGAAAUAUUCAUACAGUUUUGUAAAUUUGGAGGUAAAGAGAGGUCAUAAUUUGGCUUAACUGCAGUUGUAAUACUUUUUAUAGAUGCUAGGGCUUAAUGCUAUGUAUCAAGUGAUUACUGUUAAAUAUAUACCCAUAGUUCAUUAAGACAAUUAUGAAAAUAAUUUAAUGACCAGUAAGUGUUAUAUUAUCUGUGAUAUUUAUUUGCAUUACGAGGAAUAUUUCAUGAGCAUUUACCUUCAAUCGCGUGAAUUGGUACUUGUCAGUAGUAAGUUAACCAUGAUGUAAAUUAUUUCAGUAAAUUCGUUGUCACAUUUUAUUUUCUCUGGUUACGUGUAGACGGUACUUAUUUAUUCAAAAGGGGAUUGAACUCUGCUGAGGAUUUUUGUGUAUUCAUUCUCGAUCUGUUUUUACUUUUUAUAGAUCUGCAAUUCUCCUGUUUUCUUUUAACUGUUUAAUUUUUCUCUUUGAGUUCUUUAUUGUUUCUUCAAAAGUAAAUAUUUUUCAAGGAUAUAAUACAUUUUGUAUUCUGAAAGAGUGAUGAGAAUGGGGAUACUAUAUGAAAUCUUGCAGUAGAAAGAAACAGGCUCUUAAAUGUUGCUCUUUGAUACUGCAUUUUGCUUUCUCUUGUACAUUUUGUUGGGAUUGAGUUUAAAUCCAUUAAAUGUAAACUCUCCACUGAGAUAUUUUGUCAAUUGUUAUGUCAGUUAAUAUAUAAUUGAACAAUGUUAAUAAUAAAAGUAACAUUUUUCAAGUUUUGUAUUGAGAAAUUGCUGCUACAACAAUGACCUCAAGCCAUACACUUCAGUUUUUUGGGUAGUACAUUUCUUCUUUGCAUUUUACUCAUUUGUUUUCUUUUAUUUUGCUAUUUUCUAUUUACUAAGUGUCAGCCUUCAUUUUUUUUUUAAUAUUUACCUUGUGCAUUUGGUAUUUUGCAUUUCAAAUUUACAAUGGACAUCCUGAAUCAGUUAUAGUAUAUGAGAGCACGAAAGUUUUAAUUUCAAUACAUCAAUACAUUUUUGCUUAAUAACAGUUCCCAUAAUGUAUUUUAUAUUUAUAUUGAAUAUAAAAAUGUGAAAUAUAUGAAAUAUGCAUUUCAUACAAAGAUUUCAAAUUAUUAUUAACUCUGAUUUAUACAUUCUCAUUCUAUAGGUACUUAUACAAGAAGUAUGGUAUAAGCAAAAAGUUGGUAACUUUUUUCUUUUUUAUUUGAAAUCUGGAGAGUUUUGUGGACAUGGACACAAGUUCUUAUCUUUGUAAGUAAGAUGUCAAUAGUAUUGUAAAUUGAAGCAAUCUUAGAAAAGCAAGUAUUGAGGAAGGAAAAGUAUUAGUAAUUGUGACUUUUCAUUUAUUCUCCUCCACAACACUGUAGGUAUUGUUUGUAAUCACAAUAUGUAAGGUAGACUGUAAGUGAAAAAAUUGUGAAAGGAAUGUUCCAUGAAAAUCAGUAUUUUUAAUUUAUCAUUUCUUUCCCGUACUCUCCACAUCUUGAAAUAUUUCAAAUUUUGUUAUAAUUUUCUUUAUAUUGUACUUUUACCUAAAAGGAGAACGUCUUUGGUUGAUUUCUGGAGUAUUGGAUGUUUUGUAAUCAAACGUAAAUGUAAUUGAAGGUGUAAGAAUUGUUAUAUUUUGAUAAUGCAUGAAAUAUAAUUGCCGAGACUGUUCUGUUAGUUUUGAGGUUUAAAAUGAAUUCCAUUAAUUCUGGUUAACUUAUUGUUUAAAAAUAAAUUUGAAAUUUUAUAGUAUUUUGGAAUAUUCUUAAGUUGCAAAAUGAAACUUUUAUGUAUUUUGUGAAUGUAUUUGUGUAUUAUGACAUUGUAAAAUAUAUAAAUAUAUAAGGAAGUACUUGUGUUGUGGUGCUGCAAAAAAACAUAAGGCUUGUAUUUUCUUACAUGAAUUGUGUACAUUUUAAUACAUGUAAUAAAGUGUUAAGUUAUUCAAAGACCAAAGA
Messenger RNA from Gryllus bimaculatus (two-spotted cricket), 4807 nucleotides. Lineage: Eukaryota; Metazoa; Arthropoda; Insecta; Orthoptera; Gryllidae. The record is from the annotation of a GenBank genome assembly.